Messenger RNA from Misgurnus anguillicaudatus (oriental weatherfish), 1998 nucleotides. RefSeq names its product beta-carotene oxygenase 2b (gene bco2b). The record is from RefSeq and is a predicted model, not a curated record. Gene Ontology annotation, molecular function: carotenoid dioxygenase activity; beta-carotene 15,15'-dioxygenase activity. Lineage: Eukaryota; Metazoa; Chordata; Actinopteri; Cypriniformes; Cobitidae. Gene Ontology annotation, cellular component: mitochondrion. Gene Ontology annotation, biological process: carotene catabolic process; retinal metabolic process.
AAUACAAACACAUACACAGAUCACGGUUGACAACCGUGACAGUUUCAUGUUCAUUACAAACUGUUGCCAGUAAAUAACAUACAUGUGAACUCUACAACAGUGGCAGCAGAAGAAGACAAGGCAACCUCUGAAGUACAUCUCGCUCAGCUUCAACUAAGAAAGCCAACACAAAUGUCCACCAUGGACCAUCUGAACAGUAGCACCCCUGGUUGGAAGACAAAGUCAAGGAGAAAAGAUCAGAAUUUCACAGAUGUACAUGGUCUGCCAUGCAUUGAGAAGCUGGUGCUUUCUGCAAACGAAAUACCAGAGCCCAUUUCAACCAAAAUCACAGGUAAUAUCCCUUCAUGGAUCGAAGGCAAUUUUCUCAGGAACGGACCUGGAAAGUUCGAGAUUGGUAGAAGCAGUUUCAACCACUGGUUUGAUGGGAUGGCACUUUUGCACCGAUUUCAAAUUGAGGAUGGAAAGGUGACAUACAUGAGCCGCUUCCUGAACAGCGAUAGCUACAAGGAAAACACUGAGCAUAACCGCAUUGUGGUGUCUGAAUUUGGGACGAUUGCAAUGCCGGAUCCAUGCAAAAACUUCUUCCAGCGCUUCCUGUCCCGCUUUGAGUUUUAUAAGCCAUCUGACAACGCAAAUGUGAGCUUUGUCCAGUAUAAAGGAGACUACUAUGUCAGUACAGAGACCAACUUUAUACACAAAAUAGAUCCAAAGACACUUGAAACAAAAGAAAAGGUGGACUGGAGUAAAUUCAUUGCAGUUAAUGGAGCCACAGCUCACCCCCACAUGGAUCCUGAUGGGACAACGUACAACAUGGGCAAUUCUUACACUUCUAAAGGAGCUUUCUAUAAUAUAAUAAAAGUACCCCCAAAAAAGAUGAAUCCAGAUGAUACCUUGGAAGGAGCCACAGUUGUUUGCUCCAUCCCCUCUGAGGACAAAUCCAAACCAUCCUACUACCAUAGCUUUGCCAUGUCAGAGAAUUACGUGGUAUUCAUCGAGCAGCCAAUCAAAAUGGAUCUCCUGAAGAUUGUGACAUGCAAACUGCGUGGAAAGGGGAUUAGUGAUGGUGUAUACUGGGACCCUAAGCGGAAAACAGUUUUCCACGUCAUUAAUAAGAAAACUGGAAAGAUCAGCUUAAUCAAAUAUUAUGCAAAGCCAUUUUCAACCUUCCAUCAGAUAAAUUGUUUUGAAGAAAAUAAUUUCCUGAUUAUGGACCUGUGCUGUUCUGAUGACGGACAAGCAAUUGAUAACUACUUGAUUCAGAACCUUAAAAAGUCUGGAAAUGCUCUAGAUGAGGUAUACAACACCAUGUGCAGAGUAUUCCCUCACCGAUAUGUCCUACCCUUAAAUGUGGACAAUAACACACCUUGUGGGCAAAAUCUGAACACACGAUUAAACAGCACUGCAACAGCCAUUAAGACAGACAAGAACCAGGUGUUCUGCACACAUGAAGAUCUUCAUGGUGAAGAUCUCCAUCAAUAUGGAGGUCUAGAAUUCCCACAAAUCAAUUAUUCAAAGUACAAUACCCGGGCCUACCGCUACUUUUAUGGAUGUGGCUUCAGACACCUUGUUGGAGAUUCGCUCAUUAAGAUGGACCUUCAAGACAAACAAAUGAAGGUGUGGCAACAUCCAGGCCUGUAUCCGUCAGAACCGAUUUUUGUCCCUUCACCUGGGGCUGUAGAAGAGGACGAUGGAGUCAUUUUGUCUGUGGUCAUCACCCCUAAUAAGGAUAAAAGCACAUUCCUUCUGGUGCUGGAUGCAAAAACGUUUGAAGAAUUGGGCCGUGCUGAAAUACCUAUCAACAUUCCAUAUGGUUUUCAUGGGACUUUCCAAACUGGUAGUAACUGAGUGACAAUUUUAAGAAGUCCAAAUCUGUCAUUUUUGAUAGACAACACUGCAACAAGACAGUGUUGCGGCUCAGCGUAAAUAGAAAAUGUUACAACUUUUAAAAGUAUGAAUAACCUGUAUUAAACUCGUACUAUUAUAGUACUGCACCUAUAA